Manihot esculenta (cassava) is the source of this 3409-nucleotide messenger RNA. RefSeq lists its product as uncharacterized. Lineage: Eukaryota; Viridiplantae; Streptophyta; Magnoliopsida; Malpighiales; Euphorbiaceae. The record is from RefSeq and is a predicted model, not a curated record. Gene Ontology annotation, molecular function: zinc ion binding; protein binding; histone methyltransferase activity. Bases 316 to 2721 code for a protein of 801 amino acids. The transcript has 10 exons. Gene Ontology annotation, cellular component: nucleus.
CCAGGAAAGCAUGAGAUUGCUGGAGAAUUGAGUACGUGCCUGGACUUCACUGACCACUGCUCACGCUGUUUUCUUCAUUCCUCGUCUUCCCGCCGGGUCUUGGCCAUUUUCAAAUGCCCCUAGUGCAUAAACCCUAGAUUCACAAGCUCAUCUUCUUUCAUAUAUCUAUCCAACUCCGCCUUCAGGGUUCCAUUGGGAAUCGCGCUUCAUCUGAGGCUCUCUUCUUAGUCUCUAAUCUAAUGUGUUAUUUAAGAGCUUCACGGCACUGCAUUUUCUGAGAUCAUAGCUGCAGAAUUUUGACUUUGGAAUCAAUUGAUGGGUAGAUUGUCUCGUCGAAGCAAUAUUUCCACCAAAACUUCUAAAGAGCAAGAAACUCAAAGAAAAAUACUUCAAUUUCCGGUGACAAAUAAAUUUGCCCAAAAUGUUCAAAAGAUAAAGUACAAAGAAUUUCUUUUGGAGAGACGAGUUAGCCCAAGACUUAAAGCCAUACCCAAAGAUAAAAGACCAUAUUAUGGCAGCAUUCGGAGGAGGAAGUUAUGUGCAUCUAAAGAUGAUGUCUGCAGUGGGAAAACUGAAGAUGAUGAUAAGAGGAGGCAAUUUGAUUCUCCUGAAGAUAAUGCUGUCAUGAACAAAGCUAAAGAUGGUGGAAGAAAGAACCUCUCAGACCAUGUUUCAAAGAAAAGGUCAGAGGGAGUUUUCUUGGAGCGAAGAGUUAGUCCUAGGCUCAAAAAUAUCUCUGCAGACAAAAGACCAUAUUAUGGCAGUGUUCAGAGGCGGAAGUUUGGUAGUUCUACAGAUUAUGCAUGCCACAAAAAAACUGAAGGCAAUGAGUGGAAGAAGCAAUUGGAUUCUCCCAAAGAUAAUGCUGGCAAGGAAAAAACUAAAGCUGACAUCACAUUUACAAACACUGUGCAACGAGUUCCGGGACUUAAUUUGAAGCAAAGAGGUAGCUCUAGACUAAAAAAUACACCUGUAGAUAAAAGAUUAUUUCAUGUUAGAGAUGACCUCUGUGGAAGAAAAAAUAAAAAUGAUCACCAGAUCAUUCUACCACAUUAUCCUGAUGGUAGUGUUAGUGAGAAGAAAAGGAAAGCUGAUCUACUUGAUCUGGCUAGCAAAGAUGGUGAAGAUAGAGGUGGCAAAAUUGAUUUUGCCCUUGGCAUUGAACCUCUUGAGCAUGAUGAUACAGCAAUUAUGGAUUUAAAAGCGGAAGCUCAUUUGGAACACACAAGUUCUGAAAGUUUUCCUGCUGAGGGUAUGCAUCAAAUAUCUAGUGCAAAGGUGAUGGUUGUUUCCCCUUUAAUGCUAAUGUGCAAAGUUAUCAAUAAUCGCGUUCAGAAUUCUAGCAAGCAAGAAUCUGAAAAGGACGUAUUUGGUGUUAACAUUGUGCAACAAUUUCAAAAGUUAGCUCUUUUGGAGCGAAGAGUUAGUCCAAGACUUAAAGGUAUACCAAAAGACAGAAGACCAUAUUAUGGCAGUACUUGGAAGGGGCAGUUAAACACUGCUAAAGGUUAUGUCUGGAACAACAAUGAUCCUAAGAAGCAAUUGCAUUCUUCUGAAGAUAACACUAAGAAGAAAAAAACUGAAGUUAAUCACUCAAUGCAACAAAGUCUAUCAAAAGCGGCUGCGAAAGAUAUAUGCGAUAGAGAUGCUGAAAGUCUGUUGGCCUCUGGUUUUCUACCUCUUAAAUGCGAAGAUACGGAAAUAAUGGGUUUAGAAAAUGGUGCUUAUGUGAAAUCCAUGGACCACAAGAAGUUGUUACUCAAUUGUAUCCGUCACAAGGCUGGUGCAAAGGAUUGUUUUGAACAGGAGAGAGUGUCUAAAGAUUCUUCUAAAUUGCCAGGCUUGGUGUGCGAGGACAUAUCUUAUGGUGAAGAAGAUAUACCUAUUCCUGUUACCAAUAUGAUUGAUCCUCCUAUUGCUCCUACAGGAUUGAAAUACACCAACUCUAUUCACAUUGCAACAAAUUUGAGCAUUCCCUCAAGUCCUUCUGGAUGCAAUUGCAAAGGAAACUGUACCAAUCCUAAGUCUUGUUCCUGUGCUCUACUAAAUGGCUCUGACUUUCCAUAUGUGCGCAAAGAUGGUGGCAGAUUGAUUGAACCAAAGGAUGUGGUGUUUGAAUGUGGUCCAAGAUGUAGAUGUGGACCAAAAUGCAUCAACCGUAUAUCACAGCGGGGGUUGAAAUACCGACUUGAGGUAUACCGCACACUGAAGAAGGGAUGGGCUGUUAGGUCUUGGGACUUCAUUCCUUCUGGGGCUCCAGUAUGUGAAUACACAGGAAUUCUUAGGAGGAGUUCAGAGUUGGAUAAUGUCUCAGAGAAUGAGUUCAUAUUUCAGAUUGAUUGCUGGCAUACAAUGAAUGGGAUAGGGGGAAGAGAGAGGAGACAAGGUGGUGUAUCUCGGCAUGCACGUAAUCUAAUGAAGAAAUUGGAUAAAGCUGAAAGUGAGUCAGAGUUUUGCAUAGAUGGAGUGUCCUGUGGUAAUGUUACCAGAUUUAUUAAUCAUAGCUGUGAGCCAAACCUAUUUGUCCAGUGUAUUUUGAGCUCCCACCAUGACAUUAGACUUGCUCGGAUUGUGCUGUUUGCUGCCGAUGACAUACCUCCUAUGCAGGAACUUACGUAUGACUACGGUUUCGAACUUGAUAGUGUUAUUGGUCCUGAUGGGAAGAUAAAAAAGUUACCAUGCUACUGUGGUACAAGUGAAUGUCGGGGGCGAUUAUACUAGGCACAGGGAAAGUUUCUAAAUUCAGGUUCUAUUUCAUUUCUAGAGCAGCUAUAUAUAUAUACAUAUACGUGAUGAUCUUGUUCUUAUUAUUUUUCUUUAGAUCUGGUUGUAGCUUGUAGCAUUGUGCCCCUUGGAAAAGUGAAACUGUACUUCUGCAAGUUUAUUCUUUGCGACUCUUCCGGCUUUCCUGAAUUCUGCACAUAUGACGGUGUACUUCUUAGGUCAUUUUUGUCGAGAAGAAUAUUAUCAUGUGAUGCAGUGAUCCUGGUUUAUGCGGACCUAGUUUGCGUUAUCUGCCCAGCUGUCUGUCAUUGAUUAAGUGCUUGGUGAAUUUGAAAUGGUUGAUCUUUUGUUGAAUUUCUUGGAAGAUUAUGAAUUGUGUGUGUACUAUGUAGAAACUACAGUCUAGAGAAACUGAGAUUACUAACCAUAUCAUGUAUCUCUGGGAAUAAUCUCAUCAACCAGGCAUUGUAACACAAGAAUCACCUUUCUACCAUCCUGGUAGAUCAUUAGAGCUGAUAAUUAUAGGGAGAAUGCCAAUCCUUGUAAGUUCGAUGCAGGAAAGUAUCUUGCGAAGAAUAUGAAUUUUCAUGCUACAGGACGUUGGUAAAUAUCCAGUAAUGGGUGAACUUAUUGAUGACUGAUUUUUUUGUCUUCUUUAUUCAAACUUUACCUUUUUGUUUUGUUA